Messenger RNA from Procambarus clarkii (red swamp crayfish), 4477 nucleotides. NCBI's taxonomy places the organism in Eukaryota, Metazoa, Arthropoda, Malacostraca, Decapoda, Cambaridae. The record is from RefSeq and is a predicted model, not a curated record.
GUGGGCGCUAGCCCGGCUGGUGCAGGAGGAGGCCAAGCUGACCUUCCUGGGGGACCAGCCGCUCAUCUUCAGGCCCGGCAUGCCCACCACCGUCCAUGUGUAGUGGGCGAGCUGGCCAGGUAUUCGCGUCGUAUCAAGAUGACCACCCGCUGGGGGAGGAGGAGCUGGCGGACGCCCAGGUCACCGUGGUCCUGACUGUCUCCGGCCCGGUCUCUCAGGUGGAGAGCGUGGAGGUGUUGGGGGCGACGCUGUUGGAAGGGUCAGGUGUGGCCCAGGUGACCUUUGACCUGCCUGAUGGUGCUCAGGCUCUCAAGGUGGACGCCAGGUUAGUGACCAGCAGCGGCCUGACGGCGUCCGCCACGCUGCUGGGGGCGCUGCAUCACUCCCCCAGGGACCGUCACCUGCAGGUGGAGACCUCCACCACCGACGCCACUCCGGGGGAGUUCAUCAUCCUCCACGUCAGGAACAACUUCUACAUGGACCACUUCAACUUCGUGGUGUUGUCGCAUGGCUUAGUGAUCUACAGCGGGAGGGAACCGGUAGAUGGUCACGCAAUGUCCACCGUCACCACCUUCUCUCUACCGGCGUCCACGGAGAUGGCUCCGGCCGCCCACAUCGUGGUGUGGGUGGUGACGCAGGACGGCCAGCUCGUCUCUCACGCCCUCGUGGUCCCCGUCAACCCGUUAGGAAGACACGAGGUGGGCAUCCGGUGGAACGAGCACAAGGACCACUCUGGGGGGUCGGUGGAGAUGAAGAUGUUAGGAGAGCCCGGCGCCUUCUUCGCCGUGUCGGCCGUGUGGGAGGAGACUCACCGUAUGGACGCCGGUCACGAGCUAGACGCCGCCAGGGUUCUCUACCACAUGCUGGACCUGGAGAAGAACGACACAAUGCACGAGAGGCGAGCGAACGUGUCGGUGCCCCAUCUCCGCCGAGCCGCAACAAGGUCACGCGAUGGUAACGGGGCCAAGGUGUUCCUCUUCUCCACUUCGAUGGCCGGGCCGGACGCGCCCUCAACCUUCAACUUCAGCGACCUCGUUGUGAUGACGGACGCCGAUCUCUUCUACCACCCGCACCACGCCUCAGAGAGUGCGGAGUGCGGGGAGGAGGAGCUGAAGUGUCUGACUGGAGGUUGCUACAGCAGGGCCCAGCGCUGCGACGCUGUCUUCCACUGCCCCGACCGCUCUGAUGAGGCCGGAUGUCCGGUGGUGGAGGAUCCUCUUCGGGAGUUCCGACUCCGUCGCCUGAGUCGCCUCCACCGCUUCUACGACCCCGACGACGGCGACUGGGCGUGGAAGGACGUGCGAGGCUACGGCAGUGAGAUCCAGGUGUUCCCCAUCCCCAAGCGGCCCCAGACCUGGGUGGUGUCCAUGUUCGCCGUCGGGAAGGAGACGGGACUCGGGCUCCUGGAGGAAAAAAUUCAGUUCGACUCGGCGGGACCCUUCAUGCUGACGCUGGAAGGGCCGGCGGUGGCGCGCCAGUUCGAGCAGGUGGGCCUGCGGGCGUGCGUGUUCAACUUCCACUUGAGCAAGGUGGGCGUGCUCAUCACUCUACCAGAGUCCGAUGACUACCGCUCCGUGCUGGUCGAGCAGAAUGGGGUCGUAGCCUCCUACAAGCCCCGGACGGCGACCGGCGACCACCAGCACAUUGUCUGGCUGGAGCCCGGAGAGUCCCGAGACGUUCACAUUCCCAUCGUGUUCACUCGGAAGGGCGCGGUGGAGGUGACGGUGAGGGGCUCCACCAUGAUGCAGGCCGACUAUGACACCAUCACCAUCGACGUCACCUCCGAGGGGGUGACCAUUGGCAAGCACACAUCCAUCCUGCUGGAUCUGAAGAACCGGGCACUUGUUUACGACUUCCUCGACAUUGAGCUGGACGAGUCCCCCAUCAUUCCCUACUCUCUGAAGCGACGGUACAUCUACGACACGCCCAGCGGUCACAUCUCCGUCACCGGUGACGUAGUGGGGCCGGCGUUCCCGCAGGUGCCAGUAGGGAGCAGCUCGAUGCUGGGGCUGGAGGUGAUGGGGGCAGAGAUCACAGCCUACAACUUCGCUGCCAACCUCUUGACGCUUCACUACCUUCGUCUCACCAACCAGAUCAAGCCAGGUCUCACGUACCAGGUUCUGACGGCGGUGAACGUGCAGUACGCCGCCCUGGCCCGCUACCAGGGCGAGGACGGCGCCUUCAGGAUGUGGCCAGAGUCUGAGCCAAGUGUGUGGCUCACAGCCUACUCCCUCAAGACACUUUGGCUGGCCAGCUUCCAGGACUGGGAGAACCUAAUUUUUAUCGACCCGUUAAUAAUCAACAUGGCGACGAAGUGGCUACUGCGCUACCAGACGCCGAUGGGAUCCUUCGCCGAGACGCCCAACUACACCCACCCACUCGACUCCAAGUCCAACCCCACCCCGGCGUUCCAGCUGGAGCGAGACGGAUGCAAGAAUGUGUCGUUGACGGCCCACGUGGUCCUGGCCCUCGUCGCCAUCUUCCCGGGGCUCCACGGCAACGUCAGGUCCAAGGCCAGCAUAGCCAAGGCCAGCGCUGUGGCGUACCUUGAGCGGGAGCUGGAGACCCUUCACGACCCCUACGACGUGGCGCUGGUGGCCUGGGCCCUCACCAAGGCUGACUCCACCAAGAAGGAGGCGGCCUUUAACCUCCUCGACUCCAUGAAGAGGUCGGAGGGCAGCAAGAUCUACUGGUCCCGCGAGCCGGUGAGCUUCAACCCCCUGGUGUACGAGGACAGCCAGAAGCCGUUCAUCAUGCCCAAGAACGACCAGAAGUGGGACGCUCACGCCGUGGAGACCACCUCGUACGCCCUGCUGGUCUACAUCGCCAGGGAGGGCAUAGGCAUCAUCCAGGAGAACAUCGUCAGGUUCCUCGCCGUUAUGAGAGAAAUCGAUGGAGGCCUCAUCUCUACCUUGGACAGCGUGGCGGCGAUGGAGGCGCUGGUGGAGUACUCCUACCGCGCCCGGCUCCGGGACGUCACUGACAUGCGCGUCACCCUCGAGCACUCCGCCAACCCCAACUUCACCGUCGACGUCUACCUGGGCAACUCCCUCGACCUCGCCGACAUGAGGUCCUACGAUCUGGAGAACAUCUGGGGCCAUAUUAGGGUGGUGGGACACGGGUCUGGCCAGGCGCUGGUCCAGCUCGACUACAGCUAUGGCGUCGACUACGAGCCCCUGCUCGACUAUCCCCCCGUCGAGGCCUUCGAGUUCACCGUCGUCUCCAAGUUCUCCGGAAGGAACAACUCCCACCUAGAGAUCACCACCUGCCAGAGGUGGACGGACACGGAGGAGGCUGCGACGAGCGGGGUGGCCGUGGUGGAGGUCCACCUCCCCUCAGGCUACUACGUCAUGCAGGACUACCUCAUCGACCUGGUCAACUCCCGCACCGUCAGGAACCUCCGCUGGGCCCUCAGGACUGAUACACAAGUCAAAUUCUUCUUUAAUCAUCUGGACACGAAUGAAACGUGUCUGACGUAUGUGAUCCAGCGCUGGCACCCCGUGGCCAACCACUCCCGCUACAACAUGGCCAGAGUCUACGACCUCUACCAGCCUGAGCGCUUCAACAUGACGAUGAUCGAGGUGUACCCGCUCUACGAUCUGGACGUCUGCGAGGUGUGCGGCUCUUAUCAGUGUCCCUACUGUCCAUUCUACAGCAGCGGGCCGGCCCUUACCAGUCUUCACCUCACUGUGGUUUUGGCGCUGGCCAUCUCUCUAGCAGUAAGUGCCCACUCCUGAUGCUUCGUCAAGUGCCCUUGUGACCACGACAUUCACUGGUGAUGCUUCAAGCAGUGCCCUGGUGACCACUGCACAUUCACUGGUGAUGCUUCAAGCAGUGCCCUGGUGACCACUGCACAUUCACUGGUGAUGCUUCAAGCAGUGUCCUGGUGACCACUGCAGUCACUGGUGAUGCUUCAAGCAGUGCCCUGGUGACCACUGCACAUUCACUGGUGAUGCUUCAAGCAGUGCCCUGGUGACCACUGCACAUUCACUGGUGAUGCUUCAAGCAGUGUCCUGGUGACCACUGCACCGUCACUGGUGAUGUUUCAAGCAGUGUCCUGGUGACCACUGCACCGUCACUGGUGACCCUUCAUUCUGCUGCUUCCUUGUGACAAAAUGAGCAGCUAGGCACAGGUGUCUGCUCUUUGAGUUACCUGGUGACCAAGGAACAGUUGCUGGGGCAGGUGACCGCACCACAGCUGCCCUCCUCAUGACAGUGAACUUAUCAUCAGCAUUCAUUUUACAGGAAACAAUGUAGCAAUCAAGUUAGCACUGUCAAAGGCCUAAACAAGUGGUCAAAUCAAUGUGGUUACUUGGACACAUUAAUAAAGGACAAUGAACGCGGCAAGUGCACGAACCCAGUCAUUGUAUUCCAAGUGUAGUUCAAGUGUUCAAUGUUCAAGUCCAAACAUUACAAAUUCCUGUUUUUAUUUUGUCGUGCAGAAUGCGUGUACUAGGAUUAUAUAUAUAUAUAUAUA